Messenger RNA from Phycodurus eques (leafy seadragon), 5383 nucleotides. RefSeq names its product synaptic vesicle glycoprotein 2Ba (gene sv2ba). Gene Ontology annotation, biological process: chemical synaptic transmission; transmembrane transport. The transcript is spliced from 13 exons. Gene Ontology annotation, cellular component: membrane. The record is from RefSeq and is a predicted model, not a curated record. The coding region runs from base 260 to 2350 and encodes 696 amino acids. Gene Ontology annotation, molecular function: transmembrane transporter activity. Lineage: Eukaryota; Metazoa; Chordata; Actinopteri; Syngnathiformes; Syngnathidae.
GUUGAAUCCUAAUCCCUCAGGCUUGACUGCAUCAUGGUCUCAGGAUAAACUGACAUGUCAGUUUUGGACGUUUGAAAAUGCCCCUUGGACCUUUAUCUUUUGCUCAGAUGUGGUUUAAAGGAAGGCCCUGUCUGGUUGAACCUGCGAAGGUCAUAGUGUGUCGUCACUGCCGCUGAGGACUUGGAGCAGACCAGGACGUCUCGGAGCACCAGAAACCUGCAAGCCUGCUAGCUCAGCACCAGGAAGUCCGGAAGAAACUAUGAAUGACCCCUAUCAGAACAACAUCAACCAGCAGGUGACUGAAGCGGGCGAGUACACGUACAGCCAAGGGGGCGACGGCGGCGGUCAGGACGGAUACCCUUACCAGACGGAAUACCCGCCCCAGGAUGAGGAUGCCGCCAGUGACGCCACCGAGGGUGCUGACGAGGAUGAGCAGAUGUAUGAGGGCGAGUACCAAGGCGUGCCGCAUCCGGACGAGAUCAAGGAGGCCCGGCGGGCGGCGCGCCAGGAGGCCAAGAGAAAGGCCCGGCUGGCCGCCCAACAGGAAGACUACGAUGAGGACAACCUGCCCGAGCAGUAUGAGACCAUCAUGGAGGACUGCGGACAUGGUCGCUUCCAGUGGAUGCUCUUCGUGGUCCUGGGCCUGGCACUGAUGGCUGACGGUGUGGAUGGCUUCGUGGUGGGCUUUGUCAUGCCCAGUGCUGAGAAAGACAUGUGUAUAUCCAACUCAGACAAGGGCUUGCUGGGCUUGCUGGUGUACGUGGCCAUGAUGGUGGGCGCACUAGUGUGGGGCGGUCUGUGCGACAAGAUGGGGCGCAGGAAGUGCCUAAUCUACGUGCUGUCCAUCGACCUAAUCUUCUCCUUCUUGUCGUGCUUUGCUCAGAGCUACGGCUUCUUCCUCUUCUUCAGGUUCUGCUCUGGCUUCGGAAUCGGAGGCUCUAUUCCCAUCGUGUACACCUACUUCACCGAGUUUCUGCAGAUGGACAAACGUGGCGAACAUCUGAGCUGGCUCUGCAUGUUCUGGAUGUUGGGUGGCCUCUAUGCCUCCUUCACCGCCUGGGGGAUCAUCCCCCACUAUGGCUGGGGCUUUGCCAUUGGCACAGAAUUCCAGAUGCACAGCUGGAGAAUCUUUAUCCUGGUGUGUGUCUUUCCGGCUCUGGGCGCUCUCGUCGGUGUUGUCUUCAUGCCGGAAAGUCCCCGAUUCCUCCUGGAGAGCGCCCGACAUGACGAGGCAUGGAUGGUCCUGCGUCAUGUUCAUGACACCAACUGGAAGGCCAAGGGCGAACCAGAGAGAGUCUUCACUGUAACCAACAUUAAAACGCCACAAGCGCAGGAGGACGAGUUCAUCGAGAUCCAGAGCGACACAGGCACCGCCUUCCAGCGAUGGACCGUCAGACACAUGACUAUGCUGCAGCAGGUGAUGGCUAACGUGAUGUCACUGUCAGCGUCCGAGCUGCGACUGCAAGGCCUCUUUCUGGUCAUCGUUUGGUUCUGUUUGGCCUUCAGCUACCAUGGGCUAGGAGUGUGGUUCCCCGACAUGAUUAAGUACAUGCAGUUCGAGGAGUACGAAUCCAAAGUGCGCAUUUUCCACCGGGAACGUGUGGAGCGUUUCCACUUUAACUUUUCCCUGGUCAACCAAGUGCACCGCGAGGGCGAGUACAUCCAUGACAAGUUCGCAAACAUCGAGAUAAAGUCCGUCAAGUUUGAAGACUCUUUGUUUGAGAACUGCUACUUUGAGGACAUCAAGUCCACCAACAGCUUCUUUGAGAACUGCACAAUUAAAAACACUGUUUUCUACAACACAGACCUUUGGCAAGAGAAGUUCAAAGACUGCCGCAUGGAGAACACAACCUUCCUGCACCCUAAGAAAGGGUGCCACCUCAACUUCCAGGAGGAGAACGACAUAGUCAUCUAUCUGGUCAGCUUCCUGGGCAGCUUGGCUGUGCUGCCAGGCAACAUCAUCUCGGCACUCUUCAUGGACAAGAUCGGACGAAUCAGAAUAAUAGGGGGUUCCAUGCUGGCGUCAUCGGCCUGCACUUUCCUACUGCUGCUGAGCUUCAGUCAAGGAGCAGUCAUAUGUUGGCAGUGUCUUUUCUACGGCGCUAGUGUGGCAGCCUGGAAUGGACUGGAAGUCAUUUCGGUGGAACUGUACCCAUCAUCUAAAAGGGGCACAGCGUUCGGCAUCCUCAAUGGCGUCUGCAAGUUGGCCGCCAUCAUCGCCAGCUUCAUCUUUGCAGCGUUCGUGGGCAUCACCAAGAUCAUCCCCAUCUUCUUGGCCUUCUCGGCGCUCGUCUGCGGGGGUCUGCUGGCACUCAAACUGCCCGAGACACGUGAGAAGAUCCUGUCUUGAACAGAGCCAAAUGUCACUGACUGCGCCAACAACACUGCCACCAAUGGGCCGUCUGACCACGGGUGACCACCAGUCCUUUGGGGCAAACCCCGUGGAUCCAGAACUUCAUGUUUUACAUUGCCUAUGUUGACCUUCACUAGCUGUUCCCGUUACGAUCCUCAGGCCCACCCAGAUCAUGUGCGAAUGUGAAAUUUAGAAAAUCGUUUUUGUCUUUGUAUUUUCCUCUAUCUUCAAUUUACAGUCACAUAGUCAUGUCCUUUGCGGUCCAUGUUAAAAAGCCUGAACAGUGCUUUAAAGGUGAUGUACUUCCUGUCGCCAUGUUGUGCUUUCGUUUCUCUUCCUGUCUGGCAAAAGCCAAAUGUUUCCACCAAGCGGUACACUUGCAUUUCCAGAUAUCAGGUAUCAAAUGGCUUGUUUGAGGUACCCAUAGAGUGUGUGGGAAGCAAACAACAUGUCUUGUGUUGUUGUUUACUGUGUGGCCUUCCUCUUCUACAUUGAAUUCAUUGGCAGCUAACACUUUACACUUAUGUUUAUGGAUUAACCUGACAAAUACUUCAUAGACAUAUUAUUUGCUAGAAAAGUAAAAAUUAAAACAGCAAAUCUGCUCUUACUGUGUCCAAAUCACUGAGUGUCAUGCAAACAAAUAGCUUUUUAACUUACAGUAUGAUGUCCAACAAAUCUAAAAACAAAAUAAUUUUUGGGAGCUUUACUAUUAUAUAGCAAACCAAAGCAAAUUUAUUUGUAUAGCGCAUUUCAUACACAAGGUAACUCAGUGUGCUUUACAUGAUUAAAAGCCUUUAAAAACAAAGAAAAAACAUCUUACAAACAUUUAAAACAAAUAGAAAAAAAUAAAAGUACAAAUAAAAUGCCGUACAGUGCACGAAAUAUCAUUUAAAAGUGGAAAUGCUCAAAAACGAAUGAGAAAAAAGAAGAGUUUUUAAUCUGGAUUUAAAACAUUCACACUUGGCGCUGACAUCACUUCUGUUGGCAUCUUAUUCCAUUUGUGUGCAGCAAAACAGCUAAAUGCUGCUUCACCAUGUUUGGUUUGGACUCUGUGCGGCAGUGUUUGACCUGAGUCUGUCGAUCUCAUAGCCCUAUUCCAUUAGCAUUUCUUUCAUUUAUUUAGGACCUAAACCAAUUAGUGAUUUAUAGACCAGCAGCAGAACUUUGAAAUUUAUUCUGAAGCUGACUGGGAGCCAACGUAAAGAUUUUAGAAUUGGAGUAAUAUGCUCUGACCUCUUUGUUCUGGUCAGAACCCAAGCUGCAGCAUUCUGAAUGAGCUGCAGCUGUUUAAUGCUCUUUUGGGGGAGUCCAGUCAGAAGACCAUUACAAUAGUCAAGUCGACUUAAGAUAAAAGCAUAUAUUAUCGAAACAAUAUUUUUCUUUGUGUUUCAAAAAACAUUUUGAAAGCUCCCAAAAUGUGGACACACAUUAUGGGGGUUUUGUUGCUAGAUAGCAUUAGAAAUCAAUUAUUGGGUAAAUCCAACAAGAAUUGGAUUUUUAAAACACGCAUAAAUAAAAUGGUGUAAAAUCCUAAAAAUUAAACAGUAAAUGUACCAAAAUUUACAGAGUUUUUUAUACAAUUAUAUAUUAUAGUAUCUGCAAAAUCGGUGAAUUAAUUUUCAUUAAUAAACAAAAAACAAUUUAUUUUCCUGUGUUUCGGAUAAAAUUGCAGCAACAAAAAAGAAUCUUGUGUUUGUACGACAAAAACUAGACUAAAAUCAUUUAGCAAAAAGAGCUAAUAACAAUAUGAAUCAAUGUUUGGCAUUCUAACAGCUAGCUUUUAAUACGUCUCUUUAAAACAAAUACUACCUAUCUGCAAUUUGUUUGUAUUCAUACCCAAAAUUCCAAUUGAAACAAAAAACAAACUUACAAAAAAAAAAAAAAUUCUUUUAAAUCACAAAAUGUUGCGAUAUUUGCUUAUUGUUGUAGAAGCAUUUUUGGGGAGGUUGUUGGUAUAUUUAAUUAUAAUUAGAGACAAGUUAUUGAGUCAGUCUGAAAAAAUGGUUUAACAAAAAUGCAAAAAACAUUUUCAAGAUUAUUAUUAUUUUCUAAAUCACAAAAUUUGGUGAUCAACAGUGGCGAUGUAUUUUGAUGUAAAGGCUGGUAACGACCCUAACCCAUCCAUCCAUUUGCUGUACCGCUUAUCCUCACUAGGGUCGCGGGUGUGCUGGAGCCUAUCCCAGCUAUCUUCGGGCGAGAGGCGGGGUACACCCUGAACUGGUCGCCAGCCAAUCGCAGGGUACAUAUAAACAAACAACCAUUCACACUGACAAUCACACCUACGGGCAAUUUAGAGUCUUUCAGUCGUUCACUGUGCCGCCCGACCCUAACCCCUGCAGAACAAAUAAAAAAUAUGUGUUACACUGCUACGACCUUCCGCUAUUCACUUACUGUAGCUUAUGCAGCUAUGGCUAUCCUAAACUAGAUGAGGAUUUAAUGCGCCAAAUUUACCGCUUGGUGGAAACUGUUUCACCAGAAAGAAACAACUGAUGCGAAAGUCCAUAAAAUUCCUGUUUAUCCCACACUUGUGAUCUGUGUCGACGAGUCUCAUUUGUAUAUCAUGCAUAGCUUAUUUUCUAUUUAAGAGUUUAGUUAAAGUUCUCUGGUCUUUUUCCGAAUUGUCUACCCUGUUUUGUUGUCAGGUUGUAUCUUUUAGUCUUAAUGUUCUAUUUUGUUUGUUUUUCUGAUGUCACGUUUUUUUUUUUUUUUUUUAAUGAGAUUACUCCACAUUGUGUAUUAGUAUGUUGUUGUUGUUGUUUGUUAUAAUGUUCUGACUGUAACAUUGUUCUGACUGUAACGUUGUGACUGACAAAGAGCAUUCUUACACAAACCUGCUGUGGUUCUGACAACACGUGUCAACAUUUGUGAGGAGUGUGUGACUUUUUUUUGCCAUGAUUGUGCGUGUGUGCGCAUGUGUGCGUGUGUAAUUUUAUUUCAACACAAUAGUAUUUACUAUGCAUGUAAAUAAUGUAGUAGAUUAAAUGUAACAUCUCAAUUCUGUCAUGACUUGAAUAAAGAUGAGAGACGUUG